CCUCUCUCCUUCCUUCCGCCUUUAUCCGUCUCUCCUCAGCACGUUAGUGUGCGCCAGCGACGCUCUGCAGUCUUAAAACACUCCUGCUUUCCGUAGAGGAUGUUUUAGCGGCGCUCCGAAGAGGAUAAAGGUGAAAUAUUCGUGAUUAAGAUGAGCUCCGCCUGUGUUCUGCUCCGGCUGUGAAGCAGAAAGAAGAGAAGAAGAGGAGGGAAGAGAGACAACAACACAGGACACACACAGAUCCUGACUCCUCCCCUCCUCUGCUCUCUCUAUGAUAUGACAUCACCCAGCGGUUGCCACAGAAACCGGCGCUCCACUGCAGACAGUUGACAGCCAGGCAGGUGCUGUGAUGGCUGCCCAGGUGGAAAUCGAGGCUGGCCGGCUGCUUCUGAGCCCCCUGACUGACUCCAGUAAUAAAGGCCUCAUGGAGGGCUCACCUGGACCGCAAUCUUCUCUCAUCAUCAGCCCAGAGCCGAGGAAACCCGUCCCAGGCCCCAAACCCAGACUGACCCCAAAACCUUUUGCUGUGGAGAGAAACCCGACAAUACGUCCCAUUGUCGCCCCCAAACCUCAACCCAAGCCUAGACCUGAACCAACUCGUCUAGCUUCCUCUAAACCGGACAAACCAGAACCUCCAAGCGCCCCCAAACCCAAGCCGGCGAGUGGACGGCCAACUUCAACUGCUUUUAAACCUGGUCCGAAGCCUGGUGCGGGCCAGGCCAGCAAACCAGCAGCCCAGACUUUGAAGCCAGCACCUUCUACAGAACCCAGCAAACCCACACCAACUCAGACUGGAAGUGUCUUGAGAAGAACAACCUUGGGACCCUCUACAUCUAAGCCCAAACCCAGCAUCAGUCCACCACGUCCUGCUGCAGAAUGGUCCGGUGCUUCUAGACCUAAACCAGCCGGAGCUCCUAUCACCAGGGCCAAAUCCAUGGGCUUCUUACCCGGAGCUGGAGUUGAAGGUGAUGGAAGCAAAGAAGCAGAUGAUGUCUUCACGCCCCAAGAAACUGGUUCCAGAAGCUCCAGACCGAGGCCAGUUUCUGCCAUUUUUCUCCAAGAUGCACCCCAACCGGAGCCCAAAGCCGCAGCUCCAACUCCAGCACCCCGCUGGACGGCUAGACGUCCACUUUCAGCUGACCUCACGUCCAAAUUCGAGUCCAUUGGGCUUUCGCUGCACCGGCAAAAGCCUACAAAGGCGGAGAGCAAGGAGAACACUCCAGAACCUUCAGCACAGGACGCUACAGCACAGGAAGACGUGGGAAUUAAAGACAAAGAGCCGGCAGAGAACGACGGGAAGGUCAAAGCUUCUAGUUCGGAGAAGAAGGAACCCGAAGGGGAGGAUACAAAGCCGGAGGAGAAGGCAGGAAGUAGCAUAAAGAGGAGGAUCAGCCUUCUUCUCGACUCGUCCUUCUCUGUGCCUGUUACAAAGGGGGCGGAUUCACGGCCACCGGCGCAGCCAAUCGCAGACACAGACGGCGCCGUAGGGGUCAAACAGCGAAUCAAAGAGCUGACCGAAGACUUUUCCACUGCGCCGGCUCCGCCCCAGAAACCUCAGUUUAAGCCCCGCCCACUGCCGACAGAUCUUACCAAACGCUUUGCGUCGGAUGUGGAGAGCCCCAGCUCUGCCGAGCCCAGAGGCCUUCAGGAGGGCGCUGAAGAUCUCAGUAAGAAGUUUGAGGACCCCUUUUCCAUUGGACAGUCAAAGACCCUUGAUGACAGAAGGCUACAGGACGACUCAUCUGUCCUGCAUCCAGGCGACAGUGGGAUGCAAACAGUCCGAGCUUCGCUGUUUGAUAAUGUGGUGGAAAGGCACAGUGUUCAAAUGGUGGAGGACAGCAGCAGCCCUGCAGGUCCGGUGGUGAAGCCCAUGCCCAGGCGGAAUAUCUCUCUCCGAGCUAAAGCAGACAGCGUCCCCAAAGCUCUGAGGGAUGAAGAGGAUAGUAGUUUGGUCACAGCAACUUACAGGGAGCCGGAGUCGCCCUCCAGCCCCCGGCGAGUGGAGCACGUUUUUGACACUUUGGCUGCUGUUGAAGAGAUUCGUGCGGUCAGUGAGAGUGUACCGGCCGCUCACCUAGAAGACCGGGCGCUCACUCUCCGUUCUCGAAGGUCGGAGGGGUCAGAGAAGCCGCAGCAAGCAAUUGGAGGUCCAGCUGAAGAUAGUAGCCUAAUCCUGGGGUACACGAACCAGUUUAAGGAUAAAGACAUUCUUCCAGCUGACUCCACUACAGAGCCUUGUAACACCCGGGUCCUCAGGGUGGGGGCGCUGCACAAGUGGGUGGAAUCAGAAACUAAGGAUGUGGAGAGGGAUAAGCAGAGGGAGAUGGUGAGGAAGAUGGAGGAAGAGAUCCAGAGGCAGAUGGAGGUUCACAUGGCUGCCAGAGCUGACUUGGAAGAGGAGGAGCAACAGGCAGAGAGGCAGAAGCAGAUGGAGGUGGAGAGGCAGAAGCAGAUGGAGGUGGAGAGGCAGAAGCAGAUGGAGGUGGAGAGGCAGAGGCAGAUGGAGGUGGAGAGACAGAAGCAGAUGGAGGUGGAGAGGCAGAGACAGAUGGAGGUGGAGAGGCAGAGGCAGAUGGAGGUGGAGAGGCAGAGGCAGAUGGAAGUGGAGAGGCAGAGGCAGAUGGAGGUGGAGAGGCAGAAGCAGAUGGAGGUGGAGAGGCAGAAACAGGCGGAGCGAGAAAGGGAAAGAGAAGAAGCCGCAGCAGCCGCCAAAAGGCCGAAGAUGGUAGAAGAGCAUCCAACACCCAGGCCAAGGGCCACCUACUUUGCUCUAACGGGUCAGUUAAAUGAGACCGUGCACCAGGCAGCUGGAGUGGACAAGCGAGGGAAAACGGAGGAACAUGUGAAGGCGGAAGUGCCGUUUGAUGACUUUUCUGUGAAAAGUGGCAGGUGGGGCUAUCCAAGUAGAUCAGCUUCCGUAAGAAGAAACCCUUCAAUGGACCCUACGCUUCUGAAAAGUUCGGCAGAAGAAUGGCGGAGAAGCGAAGGUAGAGAAAGAACGCAAAGGAAUUCGAUGCAGCUGAAAGAUAAAGCAAUAGAGGAGGGUCUGGAGAUUGAGAAGCAGAAGAUAGCAGAGUACGAAAGGAUAAAGGACUUGGAGAGGCAGAAAAAACAGAGAGAAUUGGAGAUGGAGAAGCAGAAGGAGAUUGAGAGGGAGCGAAAGAAGGAAAUGGACAGGCAGAGGGAGUUGGAGAAAGAGAGAGAGAGGCAAAGGGAGUUGGAACGUCAGAAGGAGAGACAGAAAGAGAUGGAGAGACAGAGGGAACUGGAGAGUCAAAGGGAACUCGAACGACAGAAACAACUGGAAAAGGAACGUCAAAAACAGAUAGAAUACGAGAAGAGGAAGGCAGCGGAGAGGGAGCUCGAGCAACAAAGGGAGUUUGAGAGACAACGACAGAAAGAAUAUGAGAGAGAGAAGGAGAGAAUGCUGGACCAGGAAAGGCUAAAGAUGAGAGAGUUUGAGAAACAGAGGGAGAUGGAGCGAGAAAGGGAAAGACAGUUGGAGCUGGAGAAACAGAAAGAAAUCGAAAGACAGAAACAGAAGGAGCUCGAGAGGCAGAAAGAGAUCGAGAGGCAGAAAGAGCUGGAAAGGCAGAGAGAGCUGGAAAGACAGCGAGAACUGGAGAGACAGAGGGAGCUUGAGAAAGAAAGACAGAGACAGCUGGAGAGACAAAGAGAAAUGGAGAGACAGAGGGAACUUGAAAAGCAAAGAGAGCUUGAAAGGCAGAAAGAACUGGAAAGGCAAAGGGAGCAGGAGCGACAAAAUGAACUAGAAAGACAGAAACAGAAAGAACUGGAGCAGCAGAGGGAGAUGGAGCGGUGGAUGCAGUCUGAACGACAGAAAUCAGAGGAAAGAGAAAGACAGAGAGAGCGAGAAGAACUCGAGAGGAUCAGGGAGCUUGAGAAACGCCAGCUUCUCGAGUUCCAGCAGCAGAAAGAGAGUGAGAGACGAGCCCAGCAGGAGAGAGAGAGAGACAAACAUACUGCGAGGCCGAAUAAAGAAAGAGAUGAGGAGUUGCAGAGGGUGGCUGAACGGCAAAAGCAGGAGACUGAACAAGAAAAGAGAACAGCAGAGUCUCCUUUAAGGCCCAAAGUGCUCGAUCUAGAUUCAGUUUCUUUGGGUGAUAGGGAUGAAAGCCCCACAAGCAGAUGGAAGCAACCUUCACCUCGUGCUGAAGAAGCCUACAGGCCAUCUAUCCUGGACAUAGAUUCCUUCAGGAACCAAACGCAACCUGAGGCUUCCGUGGACCCUUUUGGUAUGCCGGAAUUUGCUUUAACCAAACCGGUUGCUCCAGUUCACCCUCAAACCUUGCUGCAGAAUCUCCAGCCCAACACGAUCCCUCAACACCAGCAACAGGGGAUCCCUCAGCCUCAGUACCAGCUUCAGCAACAAUUCCAGUCUCAGCCAAUUCAGCCUCAAGCCCUCUUGCAGAAUCUCCAACCCAACACAAUCCCUCAUUACCAGCAACAGGGUAUCCCUCAGCCUCAGUACCAGCUUCAGCCUCAGUUUCAAUCGCAACCCAACCCUGUUCCCCAGCCUCUGUACCAGCUGCCUCAAUUCCAGUCUCAACCGCAGCCUUCCUUCCAUCCUUCCUUGCCUUUAGAACAAGCAAAGCUGCAAACGCCCCUGCAACCCCAAAGCUUUGGUGCCGAAAGACCUAAAACACAACCCCAGGCCUUUUCUCAGUCAGACUGGGCCUCUGGAGUCUCCCAGUCUGGAUCAGGGUGGCACUCUUCUCAAGCAGGACCUUGGAGUAUGUCGCAGGGUGAAGUUGCCGUGGAUGAACCUCUGUGGGUUACUGCCACAGAAGGUUCCAGGAGACCCAUUAGCACCAGGCUGAGCAUAGAGCAGAUGCUUCAACGGCAGGAAGACAGAGCAUCAGGAUCUGUCCUGAGCCCAACUUUAGCACCCUCAGUGACCCCAUCCCAAACCUCUGCUUUCGCAUCUUCAGCGGUUUCAAACCAAGGUCCUACUUUGACACCUGCGUCUAGCAUAGGAACCUCCCCCUUCUCGCUUUUGACUCCAGAGAGAGUCUGGACCACACCUACAGAUGGAGCUUCUGCGGCAGCCUCUCUGCCCAGGAAAGAGGCCCAGACCUCUCUGGCGGUUGAACCAAUCUGGACUCCAAACUGGGAGCUGGCAUCCCAGGAACUGAACCAGGCACAGCAAAGGAACAAAGGGACUCAGGAUGUGUCGCGGAUGCGAUCGAGGAGCGUUAGCCGGCGGUCCGCUCCCACCGAGAGUUCUGUAGACGGCCCGCUGUCGCGGAUCAGGAGCCGCAGCGCGCACAGAGAGAGAGCGCGGCCCAGCUGGGAGCAGGUGAAGCAGAGUGGACAGGAGGAACCUAAGGACACAGACACUUUGGUGCAUGAGACGGACAGUCAGUACGGGACGUGGGAGACGGGGCUGCGCACGGACGACAGUCUGACACCAGCUACCCCUUCGUCUGACGGCAACCUCACACCUUCUCCACGAAAACCCACUCCUACCCACACGCCUGAGGAAGCCACCCCUGCGGACACUCCCACCAGCCCCGCCCCUUCAGCCGAGGAGCCGCCAGAGCCCUUCUCUUUUCCAGAGACCCCCACCGCUCUGUUGGACUCCAGCGCUCUACGCUCCAGAGCGCAGCUCAGUAAGAGACUGAGCCGCAGAGCCCCGCCCUCCAGAAACGCCCGCCACAGCGCAGCGCUAACACAGCUAAACGAGGGGUCGGCGGCGGGAGGUGAAGAAUGGCGCUACAGAGACUCAACAGAAGAUAAGACGGACUCUAAGCCUCAGGAGGAUGAGGAGUCUGACUCGGAGGAGCAGGCUCGGGACCCCCGGACGCCCUCUUCCUCCUCCGCCUCUUCCCAACCCCAGAGAGUCUCUCUCUUCCCUGGCAUGGACCCUUCCGCAAUCAUGGCCCAGCUGAAGAAGCGAGGUGAUGGAGAGACUCAGCCGGACGGCCCUGCCCCCUCCUCCUCUCAGCUCUCUCGCUCGCCCUAAGUCUCCCUUCCUCCCACGAGCCGCGCGUGUGCUGCCCCCUGCUGGCGGCAAAGAGAACGGGGAGGCGUCUUCACCACAGUGGCUGAAGGAGCUCAAAACCAAGAAGCGGUUGAGUCAGUAUGAGAACGACAGCUAGGCCUCCACAAACAAGAUGCCUUAAAACUGGAGUAUCUGUAGCUGAAACUCGAUGACAGAAGCCUUAACCUUUGACCUGGAGUCGACGGGAAACCCACUGCUGCUGAUUACAUCAUCGUUCUGCUCGUGUUUGACUGGUGGUCCGCUUUCUCUGUGCUCCGCCCCCCUCCCAGCCCCCCCAAACCCCCCCGCCCGAGGUGUUACACGUGCAUGGUGCCUUCCGAGGAGAUCUGUGACCGACGAAAAUAAAAACAGUGUCUGUCGUGUUGUGUGGCUGUUUGUCCGUCUGUGUUAGCUGUGUCUCCUCUGUUCCUGGAUAUGUUUCUGUUUUUUUAACGCAUAGAGCCACUUUAUUUACAGGUGAGCUACAGAAAUGGGUGGGGCUUCUUUUAAAUAUUCAGGAAUAUCUGAGCUCACGGGACCACGCGGCGUUCGAUAGUGACCCGAAAGUGCUUCGUAUGACUGGAGGACUGCCCAUUUACUCCAUCGUUCACGCCGAUUUGUUUAUUUUUGCAUUUUUCUGUUCACUGUAGUAAAUUUUUUUGUUUGUUUUUUGUUUUAUUCUCCGUGUUUGUUGGGUGUAGGAUUACAGACACGGUUUAAUUUCUCGUUUAUAAUAGUCCGUAAAUCAUUGCUGUGCUAACUGGCAGACAGUAUAGACAGUGUAUUUAGUAAAUAAUGCUAAAUGUAAUCAAGAAAUGUAUUUUUGAUGGUUUGAAGGAGUUUCUGUCAAUCAAAACACAAGAACAAGAUAUAUAUAUAUAUAUAUAUAUAUAUUUUUAAACAAUAAAAGUCCUCAUUAGCCCGUCUCAGUGGCGGAUUCUUCUUCUAAAAGGUUUCUUUUAGCAUUGUAUGGUAUUGAAGCAAGAUGCGCGUUUGCCGGGAAUCCCCGAUUUGUCCAGAUUGACAGGGUUUGUAUGUACAGAUUAAGCCAGACAGGUGUAUUUUACAUUAGUCAACACAUUUAGACAAGCAUUCCAGCAUAUUCUCUGUUAAUUAACAGACAUUUAACAGUAAAAGCAUCACAGA
Molecule: messenger RNA, 7150 nt
Organism: Colossoma macropomum (tambaqui)
Lineage: Eukaryota; Metazoa; Chordata; Actinopteri; Characiformes; Serrasalmidae
Product: titin homolog
Exons: 13
Coding region: 350-5986 (1878 amino acids)
Source: RefSeq, a predicted model, not a curated record